This is a messenger RNA of Leptopilina boulardi, 3127 nucleotides long. It is a transcript of the gene Cog2, whose product is annotated as conserved oligomeric Golgi complex subunit 2. The record is from RefSeq and is a predicted model, not a curated record. Gene Ontology annotation, cellular component: membrane; COG complex. The coding region runs from base 422 to 2545 and encodes 707 amino acids. Lineage: Eukaryota; Metazoa; Arthropoda; Insecta; Hymenoptera; Figitidae. The transcript has 11 exons. Gene Ontology annotation, biological process: protein transport; intra-Golgi vesicle-mediated transport; Golgi organization.
CAGUCAAUGACGUGUAAAUAUAACCUCAAAUUUAUUUCAGUCUAAUUUUUAAGAAUUUAUAUGUUUAUUUACUAUAUUUAUAAAUAAUAAACCACAAUUUGUUUUUUUCAUAAAACAUUAUAAAUAUUAUUUGCAGUAAAAUAAUUUUUUUCACAAUAUAUUAACAUUUGUUUAUCUAAUAUUACUAUUUUUCGUGUCAGUUUACAUUAAUUUUCAAUAUUUUUCAUUUGACAGUAAAAAAAUAAUGAAACCGGUUAAUGAAUAUUUGUUUAAAUUUUCAACAUUGAAGGAAAUAAAUAUGAUAUUGUGUUAAAAUACAAAAAAUGAAAUCCUAAUAUCAAUUUUAUGAUUUAUACGUGAAUCGUUGAUUCAGAAUUUUCAUUUGUUAAAAAAAUUUUGUUAUUAAAUAUAAAAAUUUAUCAUGUCUGACGAAAUUUUCACUCCUCCCACGGCUCCAAAAGAUUCUUGUUUUAGUGAAGAGAAUUUUAUUCAGGCAAUAUUUGAUGUGGAUAAUUUUCUUCAAGAGCAUAAAAAAAAUGUCAGCCUCGAAAAAAUGAGAGACGAUCUUGGAAUUUACCUGAAAAUUUUACGAUCGGCAAUGAUUGAAUUGAUAAAUAAAGAUUAUGCAGAUUUUGUUAAUCUUUCAAGUAAUUUAAUUGGAUUAGAUAAAGCGAUUGAAAAUCUUGAAAGUCCUCUUGGUCAACUUCGUGAGGAAGUUAUGCAAGUACGUCAAUAUUUAGAAGAUGCCAUCACAGAAGUAACGUCCAAUUUAGACGAGCAUCGUAACAUUAGAGGACGCAAACAAAGUUUACACAGUCUGAUACGAAUACACAAAUCUAUUUCAAAAUUAAGUUCUAUUCUCUCCGUUGGAAAUACAUCAGAACAUUCUAUUAAACCUGACAUUUUAGAAAGAGCCGCUACAGAAUUUAACCAAUUAAAAUUUCAUACAUCACGUUGUAGUGCUGAUUUUACUGUUAUUCAAAAUGAAAAAAGUGAAGAACUUGAUAAACUAUUAACAAGACAUUUAAAUAAUAUAUUUUUAAAAUACGUUCAAGAAAAAGAUUCUACCUUUUUAACGCGUUGUUUAAGAAUUUAUGUGACUUUAGAUAAAAUAUUUGAGGCUGAAGAUGUUAUUAGAAAACAAUUAGUUAAACCAAAAAUCGAGAGAAUUAUAAAUGAGGCAAAUUUACAAAGUGAACCACUUGGUCUUCAAGGGAUUUAUCUUAAAUUAGAAACAAUUUUGGAUGAUGAUUUUAAACAACUUUUGGACAUUACUUUAUAUCCAGAAAGAACGUCAGUUAAGGGAUUUAAUUUUUUAGUCAAUAGUUUUUGGACGGAAAUUGAAGAGAGAAUUGAACAAUAUUUAUCAUGUAUUUUUGCACCAGGAAAUCCGCAACUUUUUCAUCAACGAUAUACUGAGACGUUAGAUUUUCUUUCUAGAAUAGAAAAAAGAUGUGACUCGUUGGAAGUUGUAAAUACUUUGAAAAAUCAUAUUCAAUAUAAACGUUUUUUAAAAAAAUGGAAUUUACCCGUAUAUUAUCAAAUACGAUUUCAAGAAAUAGCAGGUUCUGUUGAGAGUGUACUUUAUUUAAAUAUAUCUCAUUCAUCUAUUAAAAAGAGAAAAAAUGAAAUUGAUCGCGAUAGUUUUUCUCUUUAUUCAACUUGCGCAGUUUGGGAUUGCAUUUUAAGAACUUGGGCCGAUCAUGUAUUUCUUUCUCAACUUCUUCAUAGAUUUUGGAAAUUAAAUCUGCAAAUUUGUUCGCGAUACAAUGAAUGGUGUAAAGGAACUUUAAAUCAAAAAUGGCAAAUAAUAACAGUAAAUGAAAUUACAACUGUAACAGAAACUGAAAAUCCAACAAGACUGGAAUUUCUCGUUUGUUUAUACACUGAUGUGGGUAAUUUUAUAAAAUUAUUGCCAACUAUUUUGGAAAUGGCAAAACAAAAAGUAAAGAAUUUAGAUGAAAAAUCUUAUAAAUUAUUAGAAGACUGCCUUGGUGAGACAAAUAAAAAUUUGUCCGAAACAUUACCACUUAUAACUGAGGAAAUUGUAAAAGAACUUUUAUCACAAAGUGCAUUUCAUUUAAAGCAAAUUAGUGAUAUUCCUCGAUUAUUUAGACGUACCAAUCGUGAAAUUCCCACAAAACCAUGUGCCUAUGUGAAAAAUGCACUGAGUUUUCUUUCUGCAUUUUAUGCUGAUUAUUUUCCAAUUAUUCCACAGGAGAUUAAUCUUUGGUUACUUCAAACACUUUCAUCUUUAACAGAACAGUAUAUUUCCUCAGUAACAGACGUAUUAACCUCGGUACAAAAAACUGAGGAAAGUUUGAGAAAGUUAAAAAAAAUUCGAGAUAAAUCAGCAGGAGUAUCCUCGUCUGAAAAUCAGGGUGUGAGUGAUGAUGAAAAAAUUCGCAUUCAACUCUCUAUAGACGUAUCUAACUUCGUGAGUUUGAUUAAAUCACUUAAAGUAUUGGAAACGGACGUACCGCGUUUACACGAUUUGACGCAAAUUGUCGAAGCUGCAGUCAAAAAUCGAAAUGAAGUAAAAUAAUACAACUCUUAAGUUUUUAUGCUCUUUUAUUAAUUUUGUAUAAAAAACAAAAAAAAAAUGUGUACAAUAUAAAUAUUUCAUUAUUACAGAAUUUUUAAUCGUUUUCUAAAAACGAAGAAUUUCUGUAAUUUAUUGUCUUUUAGUAAUUAUUAUUUAUGUAAUAUAUCUAUAAAAAUAUAUAACUUGUUUUUAAUCUAGAAAAUUUAUUAAUUAAUUUUACAAUUUAAUUUUUCCAUGUAUUAGGAAAAAGGAACAAAAAAAAUUGAUUCUUUUUUUUAAAUGUCAACAAAAAUUAAAGGAAACAAUAGCGAAGCCCUCGCAUUGAAAUGACGUGUCUUGUUAUUCGUCGUAGAUAUUGGUAGAAACCUAAAUAAAGCCCUCGGCUACAAAUUCAGGUGAAUUUCGCGUGCAAAGGAAAUAGAUCUUCUUAUCUUCUUUUAUUUUCUGAAUGGAUUAAGAAACCUUAGAAAAGUUUUGGCGUCACUCUCACCUUGUGAAUAUAAAGCCAAUCGACCUAUUUCAUUGGACAGUCGACAAAGGGAUUCUGUUGAAAAAAGACACGAGUUAUUAAAAAAAGAAAAA